UUCCGCUCACACAGAGGAAAGAGACAAGAGCCUUUUCCAGAGAUGACGUGGAUGGAAUAUCUGCAUGUUCACACUACCUCACUGGAUAGAGCACGAGGCGGCCACGCGCCCGGACAUCUGCCCCAAUCUCAUCCCUCCACGUGUAUCCAAUCCAACGGCCGAAACUCCCCCACAGCCGCUAUAUAAACGACUGCCACACGCCCAUCAUCACACAUCAUCAGCCCUCGCCGCCAGCAAAACAAAACAAAUAUCCCGAAAACACCCUUCAGGUUUCCCAGAUCCAAAAGCAAUGGCGUCAAGGGCAGUUUCGUCAUUCCCGCCGCCGUUUUCUGUGAGAUUCCGGCAGAGGAAGGUGGUGGUGGCGGCGGCAGAGGCGUUGACGGGAGUGUUGUUCCAGCCGUUCGAGGAGGUGAAGAAGGCAGAUCUGGCCGUUCCCAUCACUCCUCACGUCUCCCUCUCUCGCCAGGGCUAUGCCAACGCUUCCGAAGCCGCUGUCAAUGAACAGAUCAACGUGGAAUACAAUGUAUCGUAUGUGUACCACUCCAUGUACGCGUAUUUCGACAGGGACAACGUCGCUCUGAAGGGCCUCGCCAAGUUUUUCAAGGAGGCGAGCGAUGAAGAAAGGGAGCACGCAGAGAAGCUUAUGGAGUAUCAGAACAAGAGAGGCGGGAGGGUGAAGCUCCACCCAAUCGUGUCGCCUGUUUCGGAGUUUGAGCAUUCCGAGAAAGGCGAUGCCUUAUAUGCCAUGGAGUUGGCUCUAUCCCUGGAGAAACUUACCAAUGAGAAGCUCCUGAACGUCCACAGUGUGGCAACAGAGAACGAUGAUCCCCAGCUGGCCGACUUCAUUGAGAGCGAGUUUCUUGGAGAACAGGUAGAAGCCAUCAAGAAGAUCUCGGAUUACAUCACCCAGCUCAGGAUGGUCGGCAAAGGCCACGGAGUUUGGCACUUCGACCAAAGGCUUCUGGCCUAGGCUCUGCUUGAACCGAACCUCCACAGCUUUUGGGUUCUGCCAUUGUAGUAGUGUGCUCUCUCUGCUUUUAGAUUGAAGUUUGUAAGAUUUUAAUGGAAGCUAUGGUGCAUGGAGUUAUAACAAUAAGAGUGUGAGAUUGGUUUUUCAUUCCUGCAACUGUUGUUGGUCCCUGAGAGCAUAAUUUUUCUAAUGGAUAUGAAGGGAUUGUGAGCUGCUUACUGUUGUUACGAAUGGCGUAUCACAUAUCAAUCAACAAAACUAAGCAUUUGGGUC
Messenger RNA from Tarenaya hassleriana, 1243 nucleotides. Its product is annotated as ferritin-1, chloroplastic-like. The coding region runs from base 65 to 970 and encodes 301 amino acids. The record is from RefSeq and is a predicted model, not a curated record. Gene Ontology annotation, molecular function: ferric iron binding; ferrous iron binding. NCBI's taxonomy places the organism in Eukaryota, Viridiplantae, Streptophyta, Magnoliopsida, Brassicales, Cleomaceae. Gene Ontology annotation, biological process: intracellular iron ion homeostasis; iron ion transport. The transcript is spliced from 8 exons. Gene Ontology annotation, cellular component: cytoplasm.